AGCAAAAGUAACUUAUGAUCAUAUCAAAUUUAACCAAACCAGUUCAUAUCAAGCUGUGUACUUGUCAGGGUUUGAUUGGAUGAAUCAGUGUAUACUCAUACAUAUAGUAAACUCACAUACAUAUUACUCUGUUUCUGUUCUUCACUCUCUUUUCCAAAGAAGAUGGAAUCUGAUCUAACCACAGAGCAUCAUCUACCAUUCAUCCGAAUUCAUAAGAACGGCCGAGUCGAGCGGCUUAGCGGCAACGACAUCAAACCAACGUCUUUAAACCCACAAAACGAUGUCGUUUCGAAAGACGUCAUGUACUCAUCGGACCACAACCUCUCCGUCCGUAUGUUUCUCCCCAACAAAUCUAGAAAACUCGACACCGCCGGUAACAAAAUACCUCUACUCAUCUACUUUCACGGCGGAGCUUACAUCAUACAAUCUCCUUUCUCUCCGGUUUACCAUAACUACCUCACGGAGGUUGUUAUAACCGCUAACUGCCUAGCCGUGUCGGUUCAGUACCGUCUUGCGCCAGAGCAUCCGGUUCCGGCGGCUUACGACGAUUCAUGGUCUGCGAUUCAGUGGAUCUUUUCUCAUUCUGAUGAUUGGAUUAAUGAAUACGCUGAUUUCGACAGAGUUUUUAUCGCCGGAGAUAGUGCCGGAGCCAAUAUAUCGCAUCACAUGGGAAUAAGAGCUGGUAAGGAGAAGCUUAGCCCUACAAUCAAAGGGAUUGUUAUGGUGCAUCCAGGUUUUUGGGGGAAAGAACCGAUCGACGAACACGAUGUACAAGACGGAGAAGUCAGAAACAAGAUCGCAUAUAUUUGGGAAAAUAUCGUUAGCCCGAAUAGUGUUGAUGGAGUGAAUGAUCCGUGGUUUAAUGUUGUUGGAUCCGGAUCGGAUGUUUCCGAGAUGGGAUGUGAAAAGGUUUUGGUUGCGGUUGCCGGAAAAGAUGUGUUUUGGCGGCAAGGAUUGGCUUAUGCGGCGAAGCUGGAGAAGAGUCAGUGGAAAGGAAGUGUUGAGGUGAUUGAGGAAGAAGAGGAAGGACACUGCUUCCAUCUCCAUAACCAUAAUUCUCAAAAUGCUUCGAAAUUGAUGCAGAAGUUUUUGGAGUUUAUCAUAAGUUGAAUCUUGAUGCUCAAGUAUGGUAUUAGAUGACAUAAUCCUUUUAUAUAAUCAUAUUGUUAACUUUAAUAAUAAUUUAUGAUUUUAAUCGUCAAAUUUCGGAGAGUUGAACAUACAAAUAACUUAUGAUUUUAAUCUCUAAUUGCUGUGAAUUUGUGUAUC
This is a messenger RNA of Arabidopsis thaliana (thale cress), 1269 nucleotides long. RefSeq names its product alpha/beta-Hydrolases superfamily protein. The transcript has a single exon. NCBI's taxonomy places the organism in Eukaryota, Viridiplantae, Streptophyta, Magnoliopsida, Brassicales, Brassicaceae. The record is from RefSeq and is marked reviewed. The coding region runs from base 163 to 1110 and encodes 315 amino acids. Gene Ontology annotation, molecular function: hydrolase activity; carboxylesterase activity.